Molecule: messenger RNA, 385 nt
Organism: Contarinia nasturtii (swede midge)
Lineage: Eukaryota; Metazoa; Arthropoda; Insecta; Diptera; Cecidomyiidae
Product: putative cyclin-dependent serine/threonine-protein kinase DDB_G0272797/DDB_G0274007
Exons: 2
Source: RefSeq, a predicted model, not a curated record
AAGGUAACAGAUGUUGACUCCCCAACUGGUGACCAUGCAUUAAUUGAUAUUGGUAAAUUGGUUGGAUUGAAUCCUAGAAUGGUAACCGUUCGUACCAAAUCACGUGAAUCAACAUCAUCAGACAGCCAACCUACGGUCAUUCCAAAUUUUGUAAGAAAUGCCGCGAGAACUCGUAAUAUAAAUCAUCAUCAACAACAACAACAGCAUCAACAACAAACCAACUUCCAACAGACGUCAAUUCCACCUCAUAUGAGAAACCAACCACAUCAACAGCAAUCACAAAGAGUCGGACCGUUGGUAAAUCAACAGAAUGUAGCUGGCACAAAUCAUCAACAAAUUCUGGACCAUCAUGAUGAAAGUUUGAGCGACAAAGAAAUUUUUCCAG